AUGUCUCUGGGCGACGGAACGGCCGAAAAUGGAGGAGGGCAGGCAGUCGGAAACGCUGGUGUCGCAAGUCCGCCCACGACGACACCGCCCAGCGACGAGAUCAAGAGCCAGGUGCAAGAUGUCUUGACUUCAGAGAUCGGCAUUUCUGCCAUGCUCAACAGACUGAAGCAGAGCAUCGCCUCAGCCAAGGAGUUUGCUCUCUUCCUCAAGAAGCGUGCGACCCUUGAGGAAGAGCACGCGAACGGGCUCAAGAAGCUUUGCAGGAUGUCGCAGGAAAGCAUCCAGCGCACCGAGCACAGAGGCGGCAGUUUCGCAAAGGCCUACGAGGAUAUGAUGACCAUCCACGAGCGCAUGGCGGACAACGGGUCGCAGUUCGCCAUGUCCCUACACCAGAUGCACGAGGACCUGGUGGAGUUGGCCUCCAUUGCUGAGAAGUCGCGCAAGGGCUGGAAGCAGAAUGGCCUCGCAGCCGAGCAGCGCGUGGCCGAGUUCGAGGCUGCCAUGCGCAAGUCCAAGGCGAAAUACGACUUACUGGCCGAGGAGUACGACCGUGCCCGCACCGGCGACACUAGCGGCCGGCAAGGAGGCAAGAUGUUCGGCUUCAAGGGGCCCAAGUCGGCGGCGCAGCACGAGGAAGAUCUGCUGCGAAAGGCCCAAGCUGCUGACCAAGAUUACUUGGGCAAGGUGCAGGCCGCGCAGACUGAACGUGCCGAGUUGGUGUCGAGGACUAGGCCUGAGACGGUGAAAGCACUGCAAGAUACUGUGAAGGAGUGCGACUCUGGAGUCGUUUUGCAGAUGCAAAAGUUUGCGUCGUACAACGAGAAGCUCCUCCUCAGCAACGGCCUGAGCAUAAGCCCCCUCAAGAAUGGGCCAGAAGCGCGCAGCUUACGAGAAUGCGUCCUCGCAAUCAACAACGAGAAGGACUUGAACGACUAUAUCAGUGGCCACCACGCCAGGCUGCCGCCGCGGACGGGGCCGAUUAAAUAUGAGCACAAUGCCCUGCUCGACCAACAGAACAGGGUUCCAACAGCACUGAACCCCAUGCAACAAGGGCCUGGCCAGCAGCCGUCACAGCCGCAUAUGUUCCAGGGCUCUAUGAAUUCAAGGUCUAGCACAUUUGCAGAUUCUCCCCUCACUUCGCCAAACCAAGGGAUGGGGCUUCCUUAUGCGCCAAACAUGGUUGGCGCUGGCCAGCGACCCUCCUCGCAGCCGCAGCAUGAGAGGAACUUCAGCCACAGCAGCAUCUCUAGUCAAAACAAUGGCCCCUCUGGCCAAAUGUACGGGGCUCCUCGGGGCUCCACCAACCAGCAGCAGUCCCAGAUGGCCAACUCGAGAUUCAACGGUGCACCAAUCGCCAGCGGCUCUCAAGGCCCUCCGCAGCUGGGAGCUCUCUCAUUCCAAACCUCGCCACCCCAGCAAUCCCAGCCACCUCAGCAAUUCCAGCAGUUCCAGCAGGCACCACCAACUCAGCAAUCAUAUCAAUCCCCUCCACAGCAACUAUCUUACGGCCAACCUCCUCCCCAACAAGCAGUUCCGGUCUCGAACCCACUUCUGUCAAAUCCCCACCAGUCCAACCCCCUGCAGUCCAACCCACCCAACGGCCCGGUUAUGGGUCCCGGCCAAUCCCGCGCCCAGUCACCGCCAGCGGCGCCACAAAUAGCACCGUCUCGCCCGGUUUUCGGCCUUUCUCUCUCCAGGCUUUAUGAGCGAGAUGGAUUGGCAGUGCCCAUGGUUGUUUACCAGUGCAUCCAGGCUGUAGACCUCUUUGGCCUUGGCGUCGAGGGCAUCUACCGGCUGUCAGGUUCGGUACCACACGUCAACAAGCUCAAGACUCUUUUCGAUACGAACUCUGGAUCUACCAAUCUUGACUUCCGGAAUCCUGAAAAUUUCUUCCAUGAUGUGAACAGCGUAGCAGGUCUGCUCAAGCAGUUCUUCCGAGAUCUGACUGAUCCGCUCCUGACCCAAGAGCACUACGCGGCCUUUGUUGAAGCAGCCAAAAACGAAGACGAUAUUCUCCGCCGUGAUUCGCUACACGCCAUCAUCAAUAGCCUGCCAGACCCCAACUACGCUACCCUCCGUGCACUCACUCUGCACCUGCACCGUGUCAUGGACAAUUCGGGCACCAACCGCAUGAGCGGCCAGAAUCUCGCCAUUGUCUUUGGCCCGACGCUCAUGGGCACGGCGCCCGGCGCCAAUAUCUCGGACGCGGGCUGGCAAGUCCGCGUCGUGGAGACCAUCCUCCAGAACACGUACCAGAUCUUUGACGAUGACGAUUAA
Lasiosphaeria miniovina is the source of this 2277-nucleotide messenger RNA. RefSeq lists its product as uncharacterized. The transcript is spliced from 7 exons. NCBI's taxonomy places the organism in Eukaryota, Fungi, Ascomycota, Sordariomycetes, Sordariales, Lasiosphaeriaceae. The coding region runs from base 1 to 2277 and encodes 758 amino acids. Gene Ontology annotation, biological process: regulation of GTPase activity; signal transduction. Gene Ontology annotation, cellular component: cytoplasm. The record is from RefSeq and is a predicted model, not a curated record.